This is a messenger RNA of Hymenoscyphus albidus, 972 nucleotides long. The record is from the annotation of a GenBank genome assembly. Lineage: Eukaryota; Fungi; Ascomycota; Leotiomycetes; Helotiales; Helotiaceae.
AUGCAUGAGGCUGAGAAAACCCUCCCUGCGCCGAAGAUCUCGCGUGGGGGCCAAGAACGUCAAGAUCCUUGUCUGUACGAGUAGAGCCGCAGAACUCAAUGCUUAAUGAUAGCCUCAUCAACCUCGUCUCUCUGAAUCGCAUCAGAUCUCAAGGUGGCUCAAUUGAAUCGCAAAAAUGGUCUGGCCAUUCUCUUCGCCGUCCGAGGAGUCCUCCUCCACCUCUGUACAAAAUACAGACCAAUUACCAACUCAAUCAACCCCAAACCCAGCACCUUCAACCUCAAAAUCACUCACCCGCGACGAACUAGCAGACCAAGAACUAAAUUCCUUCCUACGCGAACUAUCAACCGACACCUCCCCCACGGCACCCAAAUCCAAGAUCUUCACCCGCCAACCACGCUCUCCCACAACCCCCUCUUCCUCUCCCCCUUCCACCUCAGACCCCUCACCCUCGCCCGAAACCCUCCAAUCCCUCCUCCUCCCCCAAACACUCUCCUGCCGAACCGCCUUCACUCUCCCCCUUCCACCUCAGACCCCUCACCCUCGCCCGAAACCCUCCAAUCCCUCCUCCUCCCCCAAACACUCUCCUGCCGAACCGCCUUCGACGAAGCCUUCUACUGCAACUCCUUCGGCGGGAAAUUCACCGAUCUCUACCGCCACGGCGAAUUCCGCGCCUGUUCCGAGAACUGGUCCAAAUUCUGGUUCUGCAUGCGGACACGCACGUUUUCCUCGCCGCAGAAGGAAAAUGAGAUAAGGGAGUUUUAUAGGAAGAGGGAGGAGGGAAAGUAUGGGAGGGGGAGGCCGAGUAGUGAGGAUGUGUGGGAGAGUCGGGAGAGGAGGGUGGAGUGGGGGACUGCGUUUCAGGCUGCGGAGACGGAUAAGGGGGAGGGGAUGGGGAUGGGGAUGGGGGAUGAGGAGUGGAAUGAGAGGGAGAGGGCGAGGAGGAGGGCUGUUGUUGAGGGGAGGUCGUGA